Molecule: messenger RNA, 2223 nt
Organism: Ceraceosorus guamensis
Lineage: Eukaryota; Fungi; Basidiomycota; Exobasidiomycetes; Ceraceosorales; Ceraceosoraceae
Product: kinase-like protein
Exons: 3
Coding region: 1-2223 (740 amino acids)
Biological process (GO): protein phosphorylation
Molecular function (GO): protein kinase activity; ATP binding
Source: RefSeq, a predicted model, not a curated record
AUGAAUCGCUUCGACAGCAUCCACUUUGCCGACCUUACUGGACCGGGCGGCGGUCAGUGGGUCCGAAUCGGUGGCGGAAGCUUUGGUGUAGUCUACAAGGGGGAAUACUUGGGGACAGAAGUGGCCAUCAAGGAAGUGCUUCCGAACAACACGUACGACGUGGAAAAGUACUUUGAGCGUGAAUGCGUCCUCAUGAAAGAAGCGCGGCACCCCAACAUCGUUCAGUAUAUCGGCGUAUCGAAAAGUCCCGAUCCCGACGGAAGAGUCUACAUCGUCUCCGAAUUUGUCGGCGGCAACAUGCGGUCUUACAUUGCCGACAAGCACAAACCCUUCGACUGGCCUUUGCGCAUGAGCUUUGCCACCGACGUUGCCCGCGCUGUGGCGUACCUGCACGCACGACAAUGCUUGCACCGAGACUUGAAAGGCGAGAAUCUUCUCAUCACAGCGAACAAUCGGGUCAAGGUGUGCGACUUUGGCUUCGCGCGCAUAGCGGCGAGGAACGAAGAAGAGAUGCGAAGGAUGAGCUUCUGCGGCACUGAUGGGUACAUGUCGCCCGAAAUUCUGAUGGGCGUCGAUUUCAGUCUGCCCACGGAUAUUUUCUCCCUUGGAGUCAUCUUCUGCGAGAUCGCAUCUCGUCACCUCGUGGAUGCAAAUACGUUCAAGCGACAGAUGCCCACUUUUGGCGUGGAGGAAGUAGAGAUUCGUGAAAUGGCUUCCAAGGGAUGCCCAGAGGCAUUCAUUAGACUCUGCAUCGACUGCGUGGCGGUCGAGCCGGAAGCGAGACCAGAAAUGCGCGACAUCGUGCGUCGCCUGCGCGAUAUCGAACAAGAUGUUCUGACGCGCGAGGCCAAAGCUGGUACUCUGCAAAGCGUUGGAAGUUUGCGAGGCUCCAGCCUCAAGGCUGUGCUAAAUGCCGGCAGCAAGCGAAAAGGAGCAGGUGGGCGACCAGGCGGACCGCCCAGACUCCCAAGCUUCAACGGACAGGUCAAGGUUGGAGAGCCCUCCACCAUCAAGGAGGAGCCCAAUGGACAUUACGGCGGAUCGUCAUCGGAAGGCGAGGACAGCGACGAGGACAUGGAAGAGGCACUCGCCGCACUGGAGCGCGUGGGUGUCCACGACCCCCUCGACAACAAGCUCGGUGAGCUUGACACAGGCAGCACCUUCAAGGUGUCCGGCCACGGCAAUCCUUGGUGGAGCGACGAGCAGGGAAGCGCUUUGCCCAGUCUGCGCACCUCGUGGACGCAGAAAACGAUGGCAAAGGACAGUACCGUGAGGGCGUCGAGUGCCUCCAAUCCUUUUGCCAGCGGCGACACAGACACGACCUACAGUACGAGUGUGGUGCGCCCGUCGAAGAUCAAAGAUGCACAUGCAGCUUUAUCAAACACGCUGUCCACCAUGACCGUGAAGCAAGAGGAUGUCACUGCAAGUGACUCGAAGCGCACUGCGGGAAGAGCAGAUCGAGUGGAGCCGUCGGACGCCUCCACCUUGCGCGGCGACACUGGCCACGACGCAAACGGCGCGGCAGCAGCCGAAGGGGAUGAUGAUGUGACGCAGUCCUUUAUGACCGCCAGAUCGCAUCGUCAGGACCCUUCCAUUGCAAUGGCGACCAUCGCUUCCUCCACGCUUACCCGUCAACGCAGCCCUACGCAAGAUGGUCAGGAGCAUUAUCACGAUCCCCUUGUCUACCAUCGUUUCACGCUGGUCAAGAACGGAAUGAGGAAGCCAACGCCGAUGGGGGCCGCUGCUGCCGCAGCUGCCUCCGGUCAAGUUGCUCCCACGGCAGGCAGCAUGAUCCCGCCCGGGCUGAUCCUGGCAAAUGCGCUCGCCAAGUGCUACGUUUGCGGAAGGCGCCUUGGAUUCGGCGCAUUCAUGGAUUGCGACGAUUGUCCCGUCAAGACACACGUCGCUUGCGCUCAACUUGCGGAGCCAUCAUGUCUCGAGAUGCAGAUUCCAGGCACUCCAGUGCUAAGCGCCGUCAAUGCUUCUCGACGCGCGUCGCGCCAGGCCUCUGGUGGCAGCAGCACUGUUGACCCGCUUACUCGCCCAGCCUCCCCAGCUGCGACAGCGCUGGCUCGACAAGCUGCGUUGGGCGAACAGCAGCGCGCCGCUUCUCCACCGGCUGUAGCGGGUGCAAAGGGCUUGUUCAAGGGCAAGCGAGACAAGCGCUCGGGGAAAAGCCCUCCGCCCGCCCAGCCCGAUGUGACCGCCGUCAAGGCGUCGUAA